Messenger RNA from Cicer arietinum (chickpea), 1948 nucleotides. RefSeq names its product BAG family molecular chaperone regulator 2. Gene Ontology annotation, biological process: protein stabilization. NCBI's taxonomy places the organism in Eukaryota, Viridiplantae, Streptophyta, Magnoliopsida, Fabales, Fabaceae. Gene Ontology annotation, molecular function: protein-folding chaperone binding; adenyl-nucleotide exchange factor activity. Gene Ontology annotation, cellular component: cytoplasm. The record is from RefSeq and is a predicted model, not a curated record.
AGUUAGCUGGCCACUCAUUUUUAUAUUCAUAAUAAUAAUAAUAUUUUUUUUAUGUUCUCAUUUUCAUCUCCCUUCCAUUUUCUCAAGAACAAGAGAGAAUCAAUUCCUCAUCAUUGGAAUUGUUUUAUCUCUCAAUUCUUAGCUUCUCAUUGAUUUCCUCAAACCCACUUAUCUUCAACAAAAAAAAAAGUUUUUUUUUUCUUAGAAAAUUUUUCUGACCCAUUACAAUUUCAUCCACAUUUUUCUGUAAAGAUCUUUGCUUUGAGCUUUGUGAAGUUAAAUUUUUAUUGGGUUGGAUUUGUUCUUGUUAUUAAAGUUUUAGAUUCUUCUGCAAAGUUGUACCAAAAAAAAGAACAAUUUUUUUGUUUUUUUUUUCUCUCUCUUGUAAGGUUGGACUUGUGGAAUGCUGGGGUCAGAGGUUUCUGUAACAUGUUCUAGCAGCCUUUUGGUGAAUUGGGUCGGUGAAUUUUCUGUCAAGUUUUCUAAAGAAUCUCAGUUUUCAGAGAUCUAACCCUUUCUCUCUCUUUCUCUUUCUCUUUCUCUUUUUCUUUUUCUCUCUCUACUCCUUUUGUUGCAUAGUUGUGAAAGUGAAAGAGAUUGUCGAAGAAAGAUGAUGAGAAUGAAGAACAAUCAUAAUCACAGUAAUAAUAAGACAAAUGGAGUGUCUUCAAUUGGUGGUUGUAGAACUGAACAAGGUUCAAUGGAUUGGGAGAUGAGGCCAGGUGGAAUGUUGGUCCAAACAAGAACCAAUAACUCAGAUCGAAACUCUGUUUUGGUUCCAACAAUUAGAGUUAGGGUCAAGUUUGGUUCAAUUUAUCAUCAAGUCAACAUUAGUUCUCAAGCUACAUUUGGGGAUUUGAAGAAAAUGUUGACAGGACCAACUGGUUUACACCAUCAAGAUCAAAAGUUGUUUUACAAAGACAAAGAGAGAGAUUCAAAGGUUUUUCUUGAUAUAGUUGGUGUAAAGGACAAAUCAAAGCUAGUUCUAGUGGAAGACCCUAUUAGUCAAGAGAAAAGGGUUUUGGAGAUAAGGAAGAAUGCUAAGAUGGAGAAAGCUGCAAAAUCUAUCUCACAAAUUAGCUUGGAAGUCGAUAGGCUCGCCGGACGGGUAUCUGCUUUUGAGUCAAUAAUUAGCAAAGGUGGGAAAGUUGUAGAAACAGAUAUGCUUGGUCUUAUUGAGCUAUUGAUGAAUCAAUUGCUUAAAUUAGAUAGUAUAAUUGCUGAUGGAGAUGUCAAAUUGCAAAGAAAAAUGCAGGUAAAAAGAGUUCAAAAAUAUGUUGAAACAAUGGAUAUGCUUAAAGUUAAGAGUUAUAUGAUUGGAAAUGGAGUUCAUGCACCAAUUCAACCUCAACAAAAGAAUUCAAAUGGAAAAAGAUUGGAAACAAUUGAAGAACAACCACAACAAAUUUAUUCAAAUGGGUCAAUAGUACCAAUUCAAGAGCAACAACAAGAACAACAAGCUAGGAACAAUUCAAAAGAACUUUCACUUAUAUUUGAGGAACAUGAAAACCAACCCUCAAAUAAUUCUACUUCAGGAGUUGUUGUUACUACAAAAUGGGAGACAUUUGAUUCUAUGCCACCAUUGAUCACAUUGCCAUCAACAUCAACAAAUCAUUCAAUGACCAAUAAUAAUUCAACUCCUCCUAAGUUCAAUUGGGAAUUCUUUGAUUGAUAAAUUAAUAUAACCACAUAUUUGCAAUUUGUGUGGAUGUAUUUGGGUUUGUAUUUCACUUGGAGUGUUAUAUGUUUUACAUAUUUUUUUUGUGUAUUUAGAUUUGUUUAGCAACCCCUAUAAUUUGUCAUUUAAUUUGGAAAUAAAUGGGGUUGCUAUGAUAGUGAGUAUCAUAAAAUGUUACUUUUAUGUGAUUAUGAUGUCCUCCAAACUCAUUUUACCAAAUGUUUUGGGAUAUUUUUGAUGGAUAUAUAAAAUUGUGUGUAUUUCUAGAUU